This is a messenger RNA of Rhinolophus ferrumequinum (greater horseshoe bat), 1721 nucleotides long. It is a transcript of the gene TMEM169, whose product is annotated as transmembrane protein 169. The record is from RefSeq and is a predicted model, not a curated record. The coding region runs from base 330 to 1223 and encodes 297 amino acids. The transcript has 4 exons. NCBI's taxonomy places the organism in Eukaryota, Metazoa, Chordata, Mammalia, Chiroptera, Rhinolophidae.
AAGCAAAAGACUGCUCCCCGGCGGCGGGUUCCUGCCGGUCCGCGUUCUCUGCCAGCCUCUGUCCCUGGCACGUGUAGGAGUGAAGGGAAGAAGCAAUCUUUACCAGAUUGGAGAUCUGAUCCAUUUCAGCCAACCUGCAUAAAUCGAUGAGUCCAAAAAAGGAUGUUUCCUUGACGGGCACAUGCUUCCUGCAAGAAUGCAUUUUUGAACUCAUCGUUGGGACAUCUUUGCAUAGCUCCCUCCAGGAAGAAGCUCUGUGAUGUGUGGACUGUAAAUUUGCUCAAACAAAUCGGACUCUUCACAAGGAAUAGCUAGACGUGAGGGUUAGGAUGGAAGAACCGGCACCAGUGGAAGGCCAGGGCCAGCUCCCAAGCCCCCACCAGGGCUCUCUGAGGAAGGCUGUGGCUGCUGCCCUGGCUCUGGAUGGGGAAUCCACAAUGGGUCGCAGGAAAAAGAAGAAGAAAGAGUCCCGUCCGGAAUCUGUCAUCAUCUACCGGUCAGAGAAUGAGAAAGUAGAUGAGGAGCCUGGGGAAUCAGAAGGUGGAGACCAGCCUAAAGAGGAGGAAGGAGACGAUUUCCUAGACUAUCCUGCUGAUGAUGGUAUGUGGAACAUGCCUUUGGACAGCCGCUAUGUCACAUUAACUGGGACCAUCACACGAGGGAAGAAAAAGGGUCAGAUGGUGGACAUCCAUGUCACAUUGACAGAGAAGGAGCUUCAAGAGUUGACCAAGCCUAAAGAGUCGUUGAAAGAAACAGCACCUGAAGGCAGAAAGGCCUGCCAGAUGGCGGCGGACCAGGGGCCCCAUGUGGUCCUCUGGACACUGGUCUGCCUGCCUGUGGUUUUUCUCCUGUCUUUCAUUGUCUCUUUUUACUAUGGCACUAUCACCUGGUACAACAUUUUCCUCGUGUACAAUGAGGAAAGGACUUUCUGGCACAAGAUUUCAUGCUGCCCCUGCCUCAUUCUCUUCUAUCCAGUGCUCAUUAUGGCCAUGGCUUCUUCCCUGGGCCUCUAUGCUGCUGUGGUCCAGCUCUCGUGGUCCUGGGGAGCAUGGUGGCAAGCUGCCCGGGACAUGGAGAAAGGCUUCUGUGGCUGGCUCUGCAGCAAGCUGGGUCUGGAGGACUGUUCUCCCUAUAGUAUUGUGGAGUUGCUUGAAUCUGACAAUAUUUCAGGCAAUCUCUCCAACAAGGACCCCACCCAGGAAGUAGAAACUUCCACUGUCUAAACUCCCAGCACCUUACUUCCUUCUCUGGUUCCAGUAGCCUGUACAUCAUUCAAUUUCAGAAGAUUCUUUCUUGAAAUUAUCCCCUCCCCUUCACAGUUCUGGAAAAUUCUAGCCCAUAUUGACCUGCCCUACCAUCUUAAUGGUUCCAGGAGGGCAGGGAACAGAAAAGCAAUUUAUGUGAAAGCAGUUCAUCCAAAGCACAAACUUCUUCAUUCCCUGCCCUAAAAUGACAAUUUAUCUAGGAUAGGGAGCUCAGUUAUAUGUCAGUUCAGGAGCUUAAAGAUUUUACUGGUGCCUGGAACCCAGGGAAGUAUGUGAUUAAAUGUGACAGGGAGAAUAAGGAGGCUCUGAAGAGACCAAGUCCACCAGUAGAUAGGGAUGGAGUGAAACAUUUAUGAAGCAGGGCUACCAAAGUGUAGCAGAAUGUAAAGAUUUGUGUGUAUCACUUAGAGUUUUAUUUAGCUGCAUAUAAUUAACAUCCCAGAAUAGAAGUUUCUU